Molecule: messenger RNA, 966 nt
Organism: Pisolithus orientalis
Lineage: Eukaryota; Fungi; Basidiomycota; Agaricomycetes; Boletales; Pisolithaceae
Exons: 3
Coding region: 202-816 (204 amino acids)
Source: RefSeq, a predicted model, not a curated record
CGUCUCUCACGACGACGAGCCUACGCAUUUCAGUCGGACACCGCGUUCUCUCUGAAAUCUGCGCAAACACGCCUCGACGUCUUCAUCGUCCUUGUCCACAAAGUCUCCCAUCUUGAUGCUGCUCACGGGUGUUGAGACAACGGGGCAAUACGGAGGAACUGGAGGUCGGUCGGCAGAUGUGAAAGGGAAACAGGUGGCUGCAUGGCAUGGGGUCCAAGUUCGGGGACUAGGGCGAAGGAUGAUGAACCGGUUCGAGCACUGAAAAGCGCACGUGUGGCAGUAGCCGUCCCAAAGAAGAAAAACCCUCUCUCAAAUCUGCUGGUCGCGAAAUCCUAUCCGCGUCCAACCCUCACCAAGUCCGUACAAGCUGGACAACUCCCCACCAUUCGUUCUAGUUCGCAGCACGUCGCCUUCCAAGCUUACGAAUGGUAUCACUCACACACCAGUGCAACAUUCAAUCUAACUGUGCCAACCCAAGCACCAACGUAUACUGCUCUCAGAGUACCACGUCGUGAGGAGAGCAUGCUUAGUGUUAUUGGUUCCCGUGUGGUUAAUCCAUGUGCCCUCGGACUCGGUUGGUUUGCCGGCGGUGGUGAAGGGGAUGAAGAGGUUAAUACGCUGAAGGGAUUGGUGCCAUUCAAGUACAAGGGGACCAACAGGGAAAAAAGUGAUCGGAACGCCGACAGGACUCAGGAGCGUCAACACCAUUGUCAUACGUGGCGACCAGUGUGGUGUACAUGCUGGGUUGUUACAACGUUCAAGUCUUUGUCUACGGUUGCACUCGCACAGAAAGCACUACCAUCAUUCCUGGAGUAACUUUUGCACCCAAUUUUUGUUCCUGAACCCAGUGCUGCUAUCGCGUCGGAAGUAGUAUCUUCGAGUCCAGUCUCAGCUUUGGUGUCGUUACCCACGAAAGAUAACAUCUUGAGUUUGACCUGCUCAAUACUUCCCAAAGCGCUCUGGAUG